Messenger RNA from Arabis nemorensis, 843 nucleotides. The record is from the annotation of a GenBank genome assembly. Lineage: Eukaryota; Viridiplantae; Streptophyta; Magnoliopsida; Brassicales; Brassicaceae.
AUGAUUCGAAGAAAAAUCUCUUCGAUCAUAUCGACGUCUCUCAUCAAUUCAUCGAUUCAUCAUCAUUCCGCCGCAAAACCCAGAUUCAUUUCUUCCUCACUUGUUCGUCAAUCUCCGAUUCUUACUCAAAUUCCUAGUUUAGCGAGCAGAGCUUCGUCGUUUCAGGGAAUUAGGGCUUACAGUUUGUUGAGCUUGAACGAUCUGAGAGAUAAUGUACCGAGAAAACUCAAGACGAGGAAAGGUAGAGGUAUUGGGUCUGGUAAAGGUAAAACUGCAGGAAGAGGUCACAAGGGACAAAAAGCGAGAGGAACGAUGAAGUUUGGUUUCGAAGGUGGGCAAACUCCAUUACGACGACGUUUACCCAAACGUGGUUUCAAGAACAAAUUGAAGCUCCAUUUCCAGCCGGUUGGUCUAGGGAAGAUCGCUAAACUCAUAAAUGCUGGGGAGAUAGAUUCUCAUGAACUGAUCACGAUGAAAACGCUCAAGGAUGUGGGAGCCAUAGGAAAACAAAUAGAAGACGGAGUUAGACUAAUGGGUCGUGGUGCUGAUGAGAUCAAAUGGCCGCUUCAUUUCGAGGUUUCGAGAGUGACGGUUAGGGCUAAAGAGGUGGUGGAAGCAGCUGGAGGAUCGGUGAGAAGAGUGUAUUACAACAAAUUGGGCUUAAAGGCAUUGCUUAAACCGGAAUGGUUUGAGAAGAAAGGAAGGUUAUUGCCUAAAGCAGCGAGACCACCUCCUAAACAACAAGAUAGGGUCGAUAGCAUCGGACGUCUUCCCGCUCCGAAGAAACCCAUUUUGUUUUUUGCAGCCGAGGAGAACAAAGUUGAGUCUCCUGCUGAAUCCUGA